Ctenocephalides felis (cat flea) is the source of this 3327-nucleotide messenger RNA. RefSeq names its product echinoderm microtubule-associated protein-like 2. Gene Ontology annotation, biological process: microtubule cytoskeleton organization. The transcript has 17 exons. Gene Ontology annotation, molecular function: microtubule binding. NCBI's taxonomy places the organism in Eukaryota, Metazoa, Arthropoda, Insecta, Siphonaptera, Pulicidae. Gene Ontology annotation, cellular component: mitotic spindle. Bases 618 to 3317 code for a protein of 899 amino acids. The record is from RefSeq and is a predicted model, not a curated record.
UCGUGUUUCGUUGGAGUGAGGUGUGUGUUUGUUUUAGCUGUCAUUGUGGAAUUUUAUUGUUGUUCUUUAUUUGUUGCAAAUGUCAAUAUUUUAUAUUUACCAUUCUGUAAAGUGAUUUAUUAAUUAUGUCAUAAAUAAUAUUUUUAUUAAUAUAUCCACAAACCUGCCAUUGCAAAAUUUUUAUUAAAAAUUGUUUCCGAAUCUCACAAACUUUGUUGUUAAUGAAUUAAGAUAACAUUAAAUCCGGCAAAACUUUAGAAUUUCAAGGCUGGAAAUAAUUAAUUUAAUUUAUGUUCGAACAUACAUGAAGAAUUUCGACUUGUUUACCUGCGAGAGUUUAUUGUUAGUUCUUCCACCUUCCAAACCUUCACCUGUUGCAAUUUUAAACCUGAGUUGUAAAAUAUAUACAUAGUUUUAUAUGACUUGUGUCUAAUGAACUAGAAAGUUAAAAGUGAUGGUUUUUUCAUUGAGAUUUGUUGUGAAGAAAACAUUAUAACAUUAAUUAUUGUGCUAGUUAAAAUGAUAUUGUGCUACAUUAGCUAGAAUGCUGAAUAUUAAUCCAUAAAGGACUUACUCAAGCUUGUGUAAGGUUUUAUGUGCCUUACGACCUAAAAGCAAUGUCCGAGUUGAAGCCUAUCAAGAUGAAGCCAGGCAAUGAUACAACUUUCGAGACAGAUUAUCAGUACUUAGGCUAUACUGAUGAAAUGACGGAGUCAGAUGAACAUGGUCUUCUUGGGAGAGUCAUGGACCUCGAAAGGAAGGUUUUGUCUCAAGAAGAUGAGCUGGUGUGUCUUCGGAGCACCUUGGCUGAUAUGUUGAGGCGCCUGAAUCGCAUCGACAACUUUCGCAGCACAGCCGAAGCCAAUGGAACUACCGGCGCAAGAAAUGUUGGCACUAACAUACAUUCAUUGUCUGCUCGAAAUUCUUUAGGUUCAGCUCCACCAAGAACUCCAAAUAUUUACCAACUCCGUCCACAGAGGUCACCUAGUGCUUCCAGAACACUGGAAUAUCAUAACAGCACUAAUAACCACAACGAACAUUCUAAAAUCAGUGUCAAUUCCAAUUCUGAUAGCAAUCUUAUGAACAGACGUUCCGUCCAUUAUCACCAGUCUACUACCUCUCUGCACUCAGAUAGUCCCAGCAGUAGUUCUGCAUCACCAGCUCCGAGUCCAUCACCAGGAAGUGGUGUCUCGGUUCAACCGCCCUCUCUCAGAGCACCACCUCCAAGGGUUCCAAGGCGUACCACAGCCUCUUUAGGAAAACGGUGGAGCUCUACAGGAGAUUUUGGAGCCGCUGGCGGCAAUUCUUCCAUAUCGAGAUUCAACACAAAGUCUUUAUUGAAUUUAUAUGGUAAACCCACACAAAAUGGAACGCCAUCCAGAAGUUGCUCUCGCGAAGCAUCCUACAAUGAAGAAGAUGGAACCGUUAGAUUUUUCCUCAGGAGUCGCCCAAUAUCUGUCCAGUGUCCAACAGAUCAACAAGAAAGCUAUGAUAUUUCUCAAGUUAAGGCGGCCCCUUCGAAGAAACUCAAGCUAGAUUGGGUUUAUGGAUACAGAGGCCGUGAUUGCCGGUCGAAUCUUUAUUUACUGCCCACUGGUGAAAUGGUGUAUUUUGUAGCUGCAACAGUGGUGUUGUUUGAUGUUGAUGAGCAAAGCCAGCGUCAUUAUCUCGGACAUACUGAUGAUAUUAAGAGUUUGGCUGUGCAUCCCAAUAAGUUGUUAGUUGCAACAGGUCAAUGUGCUGGUCACAAUAAAGAAAAUGCACAGGCUCAUAUUCGCGUUUGGAAUUCCGUUUCCUUAGCCACAAUGGCAGUCAUAGGAUCAGGUGAAAUUGUGGGUUCCGUAGUUUGUUUAUCCUUCAGCCGAGCUGAUGGUGGUGCGAUGUUGUGUUCCGUUGACGAUUCGCCAGAUCAUGCCAUUGCCGUUUGGGAAUGGCAGAAGGGCGAGAAUGGACAGAAAAUUACACAAACAAAAUGCUCUGUAGACACAGUGGUUUCUGCUGAAUUCCAUCCACUAGAUCUGAACCGAAUCAUUACAUGUGGUAAAAAUCACAUUGCAUUUUGGACACUGGACAAUGGAUGCACAUUGUAUAAAAAGAUGGGUGUGUUUGAAAACCGUGAAAAGCCUAAAUAUGUUACAAGUGUAGCAUUCAACCAAGCUGGUGACGUCAUCACAGGUGAUUCUAAUGGAAAUAUUAUUGUUUGGGGAAGAGGAACAAAUACAAUUAGCCACAUGAUUAGGAAAGUUCACGAGGGUUCAAUAUUUUCAAUUUGCGCUUUGAAAGACGGCGGUUUAGUUACUGGAGGUGGAAAAGAUGGACGACUGGUCACAUUUGAUGAUGAUCUGAAUCAAGUUUCAGAAGAACAAGUUGAAGGGCACUUUGGCGGUGUCCGUGUAGUAUCAGAAGGCCGUGGAACUCAACUUCUGAUUGGCACAACUAGAAAUUGUAUUCUAACAGGCCCAGCUGGUGCCUUCCAACCAGCAGUUAUGGGACACACGGAUGAGCUUUGGGCUUUGGCAACCCAUCCUACUUUGACGCAAUUUGUGACCGCCGGACAAGACUGUCUACUGCAGAUGUGGGAUUCAUUAUCACAUUCCGUUGUUUGGAGCAAAGAUAUCGGGGAAAAAUGCCAAAGCUGCACUUUCUCUCCGGAUGGUAGUGUAAUCGUCUGCGGUACGUUGACCGGUGAAUGGCACGUAUAUGACUCGGUCAGCCGCGAUCUGAUCACAAAACACCAUGAUGGACAAGAACCAAUACAAUGUGUUGCAUUCUCACCUGAUGGUACCAUGUUGGCUCUUGGAUCACGGGAUAACUAUGUAUAUGUUUACCAAGUCAGUGAGGAAUGUAGGAAAUAUUCAAGAGUAGGACGUUGUGCGGGUCACUCAAGUUUUGUAACCCAUUUAGACUGGUCAGCAGAUGGGCAGUAUAUUCGUAGUAACUCAGGAGAUUAUGAAAUUUUAUAUUGGAAUCCUAGUGUUUGUCGUCAAGUUACAAGCUCUAGCAAUUUGCGUGAUGUACAAUGGGCUACUCACAAUUGUGUUUUAGCUUUUAACUCUAUCGGCAUUUGGCCUGAAGGGGCAGAUGGUACAGAUAUUAACUCCUGUGCUCGUAGCAAUGAUGAAGAACUACUUGCCACAGCUGAUGACUUCGGAAAAGUAAACCUGUACUCAUAUCCUGCUUCUCAACUUAAGUCUCUUUGCCAUUCCUAUGGGGGCCAUAGCAGCCAUGUUACCUCAGUCCGUUUCUUAUUUGAUGACUCCAGACUAAUUUCUUUGGGAGGAAAUGACACCAGUGUUCUACAAUGGUCAAUUGAAUAAAGUAUUUUUG